This is a messenger RNA of Anisakis simplex (herring worm), 249 nucleotides long. The record is from the annotation of a GenBank genome assembly. NCBI's taxonomy places the organism in Eukaryota, Metazoa, Nematoda, Chromadorea, Rhabditida, Anisakidae.
AUGUGGGCGUUGGCUCGAGCGUCAUCUUGCAGUGUUCUGCGAUCACCGUUAUUCCAAUCUCGAACACAUGCAUCGUUGAUACGAACACUGAUGACACGAUCACAAGGCCCAAGUCGCAAUCGUGAUGCAAUGUACUAUAUCGUAAGCCUGGGUGUUGUUGCCGUUGGGGUAACAUUCGCUGCAAUUCCUGCGUAUCGAAUAUUCUGCGAGAAAACUUCUUUUGGUGGACUCACUCAGGUUCGCUUUUAG